AUGUCGUCAUCUCUCGCGGACAUCAUCUCCGCCCUGCCUGAUGGCGAGGGCUGGGGACCCCCGGCUACCACCGAGACCACCCUCGACGGCGUGCCCUACGCUCCCUUCUCCAAGGGCGACAAGCUCGGCCGCAUGGCUGACUGGGCUGCCGACAGCAAGGAUGGCCGUGAUGGCCGCGGCGGUCGCCAGCAGUACAACCGCUUCAAUAGGGAUCAGCAGGUUUACGGCGCGGGCAGCGUCUCGCUCUUUGCCGUUCCCCAACAGGCCGAGGACGAGGCCUCCUUCUCCGUCGUCUCCAACACCCGCGACACCGGCAAGACUCGCUUCGGCCGCGGCGCCGUCUUCACUCGGGGCCGUGGCCAGCGUGGCGCCGCCCAGACGACCCGUGGCGGAGGCCGCACCCAGUUCCAGCGCACUGGCGGUCGCCAGGGACAGCAAUACGGCGGGGGCUACGACGGCCGUGGUGGUGGCCGCUCGAACGCCGGCGGCAGGGGCGGACGGCGCUUCGGCUGGAAGGACUACGACAAGCCGCAGCGCAACCGUGAUGCCUCGAUCAACAUCAAGGCUGACUGGAAGCUGCUGGAGGAGAUUGACUUCAACCGUCUGGGCAAGCUGAACCUCGAGGCCGGCGAGGGCGAGGACAUCGACUCGUACGGUUUCCUGUACUACUACGACCGCGCCUACGACAAGCCGCCGGUUAGGGCGACCGAGCGCAAGCUGACGCCCAUCGACCGCGCCGCGUACAACGUCACCACCUCGUCCGACCCCGUCAUCCAGGACCUGGCCGACAAGGACGAGGCCACCAUCUUUGCGACGGAUAGUGUCCUGUCCAUGCUCAUGUGCGCCCCGCGCUCCGUCUACUCGUGGGAUAUCGUCAUCGCCCGCCAGGGCAACAAGGUCUUCCUCGACAAGCGCGAUAACGCCGCGCUCGACAUGGUCACGGUCAACGAGAACGCCGCCGACGCGCCGCUCGAGGCGUCCGAGGGCAGCAAGGACAACCUCAACCAGCCCCCCGCCCUGGCCGAGGAGGCCACCUACAUCAACCACAACUUUGCCAACCAGGUCGUGCUCGAGUCGGACAGCUCCAAGGUCGAGAUGGCGCACGAGAACCCGUUCUACAGCGCCAGCGACGAGUCGGCGCCGCCGGCCUCCAAGGCCUACAAGUACCGGCGCUUCGACCUGUCGACCAACGAGGAGGAGCCCGUCUACCUGGUCGUGCGGACGGAGCUCGACGCCGUGCAGAAGAACGCGCUCAGCGGCGAGGACCAGUUCAUGAUCAUCAAGGCGCUCAACGAGUUCGACAGCAAGGCCCAGGGCUCCGGCGGCGCCCUCGACUGGCGGACUAAGCUCGUCAGCCAGCGCGGUGCCGUGGUCGCCACCGAGAUGAAGAACAACUCGUGCAAGCUGGCCAGGUGGACCGUCCAGAGCUUGCUGGCCAAGGCGGACGUUAUGAAGCUUGGUUUCGUCUCGCGUGCCAACCCCAAGUCCAACGACAAGCACGUCAUCCUCGGCGUCGUCGGCUGGAAGCCGCGCGACUUUGCCAACCAGAUGAACCUGUCGCUGUCCAACGGCUGGGGCAUCGUGCGCACCAUCGCCGACAUGUGCCUCAAGAGCGGCAGCAGCGACGACGCCAAGUUCGUCCUGGUCAAGGACCCGAACAAGUCGAUCCUGCGCCUGUACGAGGUGCCCACGGGCAGCUUCGAGGACGACGGCGAGGAGGAGCAGCAGCAGGGCGGUGAGGAGGAGGCUGAGGAGUAA
This is a messenger RNA of Thyridium curvatum, 1758 nucleotides long. RefSeq lists its product as uncharacterized. Gene Ontology annotation, cellular component: cytoplasm; eukaryotic translation initiation factor 3 complex. Gene Ontology annotation, biological process: translational initiation. The record is from RefSeq and is a predicted model, not a curated record. Bases 1 to 1758 code for a protein of 585 amino acids. The transcript is spliced from 2 exons. Lineage: Eukaryota; Fungi; Ascomycota; Sordariomycetes; Thyridiales; Thyridiaceae. Gene Ontology annotation, molecular function: translation initiation factor activity.